CGGCCAUCUAUCUCUUCACAUCGUCUAUGGGGAAAUAUUGCGAAAUCGGACACAGAUGUGCCUGCUGCUGCCAGUUCGCGGCUUCCACAGAGCGUGUGUGCAUAUUGAAGUGACAUGGCUACGAGUAUUUCCGAGGAAAUCGAGGAAAUCGAUCGCAAGCAAAACACCGAGGUGACAAAUACCGGCGAGUUUCCGCCUGAAUAUCUGAUCAAGCAUCCGCUGCAAAACACCUGGACCCUGUGGUACUAUGAGCCCGAUAAGAAUAAAUCGUGGGAGGAGAGCCAACGGGAGAUAACUAGUUUCGAUACGGCCGAGGAUUUCUGGAGCUUGUACAACCACAUAAAGACAGCCUCCGAGCUGAGACAGGGCUGCGACUAUAGCAUGUUCAAGCAGGGAAUCCGGCCUAUGUGGGAAGACGAUCAGAACAAAUGCGGCGGGCGAUGGCUAAUAAAUCUAGAUAAGAGGCAAAGAACUACAGAUCUAGACAAUUUUUGGUUAGAAAUUUUGCUUUGUAUGAUUGGAGAAGCGUUCAACGAAUAUUCUGACGAUGUGUGCGGGGCUGUAGUGAACGUGAGGCCAAAGGGAGACAAACUUGGUAUUUGGACGUCAAAUGCGGAUAGCGCGGAUAGUGUUAUGGAAAUUGGUCGUAAACUGAAGGAAAGAUUAAGGAUCACGUCUAAAACGACUAUGGGAUAUCAAGUGCAUAAAGAUACUAUGAUCAAAGCUGGCAGUCAAACAAGAAAUACAUAUACACUUUAAAAAUAUCACUAAAUUUAUUGUCACCCUUAAGUUGUUCAUUAAGAUAUUAAUUUCUAAAAUUACUAGAUGAAUUAUUGAUAAAAUUAU
Messenger RNA from Camponotus floridanus (Florida carpenter ant), 846 nucleotides. It is a transcript of the gene eIF4E4, whose product is annotated as eukaryotic translation initiation factor 4E. Gene Ontology annotation, molecular function: RNA 7-methylguanosine cap binding; translation initiation factor activity. Lineage: Eukaryota; Metazoa; Arthropoda; Insecta; Hymenoptera; Formicidae. Gene Ontology annotation, cellular component: eukaryotic translation initiation factor 4F complex; cytoplasm. The record is from RefSeq and is a predicted model, not a curated record. The transcript is spliced from 4 exons. Bases 115 to 759 code for a protein of 214 amino acids. Gene Ontology annotation, biological process: translational initiation.